AUGGACUUCGCGAAAACGAACACGGAGGAUUUGACGCUCCGUGAUGACGCCACGUGUAACAGAUUCACGCUCAUGGCUCCCACAGUGUCACGCGCUGCGUCCUGCAAUGCGGCCGCAAAGAGCUCGGUUCGCGCUAGUCUCAGCGCUUCGAGUCUGAGAUUGCCACUUGGCGGCAGGAGACUGGCCACCGAAGCGCAGAAGAGGACCAUUGUGAACGCUGGCCGUACGAUCGUUGUCGCUUCGGCAGAAACUGACAAGAAGUCAGAUGCUAAGGUGCCUGAUGUUGCUCCGUCUCAAGAAGGUGACUCUGCCGUCCGUCAACUGCUGGGAAUCCGUGGCGGAAGCAAGGAAGACAACAUCUGGAAGAUUCGCCUCCAGCUGACCAAGCCGGUCACAUGGGUGCCGCUCAUCUGGGGUGUGCUGUGCGGUGCUGCUGCCUCUGGCAACUUCGAGUGGACCCUCAAGGAUGUGUCUAUGGCCGUAGUGUGCAUGUUCCUCUCUGGACCGCUCCUCACUGGCUACACUCAGACCAUAAACGACUGGUACGAUCGCGAGAUUGACGCCAUCAACGAGCCCAACCGGCCCAUCCCGUCGGGUGCUAUCUCCGAGAGCGAUGUCAUUGCGCAAAUCUGGGUUCUGCUGCUGAGUGCCAUGGUAGUGGCGUAUGGCCUUGACGUUUGGGCGGGUCACGACUUCCCCAUCCUGCUCGCUCUCUCAGCUGGUGGCUCGCUCAUUUCAUACAUCUACUCCGCGCCUCCUCUCAAGCUCAAGCAGAGCGGCUGGAUUGGCAACUAUGCCUUGGGCUCCAGCUACAUAUCGCUUCCCUGGUGGGCGGGCCAAGCUCUCUUUGGCACGCUUACUCCUGAUGUCGUGGUGCUCACUCUCCUUUACAGCAUCGCCGGGUUGGGUAUUGCCAUUGUGAACGAUUUCAAGAGCAUUGAGGGCGACCGCAAGAUGGGCCUGCAGUCCCUCCCAGUGGCAUUCGGUGUGGAUACAGCCAAGUGGAUAUGCGUUGCCAGCAUUGACGUUACUCAGCUAUCUGUUGCAGGCUAUCUCCUCGCCGCAGGCAAGACCGUCUACGGGCUGGUGCUUCUCGGCCUCAUUGCUCCCCAAAUCUUCUUCCAGUUCACCCUCUUCCUGCCUGAUCCCAUGAAGAACGACGUCAAGUACCAGGCUAGCGCACAACCCUUCCUGGUGUUCGGCCUUCUUUGCACAGCUCUGGCUAUUGGCAACCAAUAG
Molecule: messenger RNA, 1239 nt
Organism: Closterium sp. Yama58-4
Lineage: Eukaryota; Viridiplantae; Streptophyta; Zygnematophyceae; Desmidiales; Closteriaceae
Source: the annotation of a GenBank genome assembly